Molecule: messenger RNA, 4095 nt
Organism: Cladocopium goreaui
Lineage: Eukaryota; Dinophyceae; Suessiales; Symbiodiniaceae
Source: the annotation of a GenBank genome assembly
AUGCUCAUGACGUCUGCGGCAACCGUGGCAUUCGCCUUCGAGCCGCUUACCUACUAUGGAUUCGACAAAGAUUCGCACUCGGCAGCGGCCCAUGAAGGGUUGGAAGAGAUUUACGCUGGCAAGCUGUUUCAAAUGGCCAUCCCAACCGCGACUGCCCGCAUGUUCCUUGGGGCGUUGGCCGCGUCGAACAAGGCGAACGGCUUCGAACCGAACUCGCCGGAAGCGAUGUUCUAUACCACGGGGCGGUUGCCUUCUCCUCCCGAUCGCUCGUCUGGCGAAGGCACCGGGUUCGCUCUUGGUGAAAGCGUUUUCGAUCGCGACGGUGCAUCGAUGGUCAAUAUCAACUGCCUGGGUUGUCACUCUGGAGUCGUCAACGGGCAAGUCGUCGCCGGGCUGGCAAACAAUCACAUCAAUCAAUCCGAUCCGCGGAACCCACGAACGCGGGGUGAUAACUAUGGCCCCUACGAAGUCUGGCGUUUGAGUUCUCAACUGAUCGACCCGGCGAACGAGGGCCUGGCCCUUGCCACGGAGAAGACUGAGCUGCAGAAACUGUUCAACUCGGUCCAGCUGCCGCCGGUCGACCCGAUGCCGUGGUGGCUGAUGAAAUACAAGACGAAAGACUACUGGUACGCCGAUGCGGGCCCCCACGACGCGGCGAGUUUUUCGAUCAACUUCACCACGCCCUACCCAGGCAUGAACGAGCACCACGAGGAGCACGUGGGAACCGUAGCCAAGGCAUUGACCUUCGCCCGCGAGACCACGUCCCCGCCAUUCCCAGAAAGCUUGGAUGCCGAACUAGUGCAACAGGGCUCCGACCUGUUUCACGGUCGCGUGCCGCCGGAGAACAAGGCAGGUUUUCGAGCCUGUAAGACCUGCCACGGGUCUUAUACGAAAAGCCCUUCCGAACCCGACUUGAGCAAGCCGGGCUCGUGGACGGUCGACUACGACUUCUCGCACGUGAUCAGAAACGUAAAGACUGAUACGGCCUACAACGAAACCCUGAAACAGUUCGCUCCGAUUGCCGAACACGUGAGCAAGUUGGCCGAGUACUACGAAGCUCAAGGCAAGCCGGAACUGGCACCGCGGGCGACCGUGCCCUCGACCGAUGGCUACGUUGCUCCGCCGCUGGUUGGUGUUUGGGCCUCCGCACCGUACUUCCACAACGGUUCGGUUCCCACGAUCGAAGCGGUACUCAACUCGAAGCAACGGCCCGAGAUUUGGUCGCGCACCAAUCGCGACCCUCACGCUUACAAUCUCGCGCAAGUUGGAAUGGCCUACGAGGAUGUGACUCGCGACGAGUUCGCAGCCAGUGCCGCCGCGGCCGACGGCAAGCCGUUCAGCUCCUCAGCAGCGGUUGACCACAGUACGAUGUACGACACCGCCGCCUACGGGCACGGCAACAUGGGCCAUACCUUUGGCGACUCUUUAACUCAGGACGAACGACUGGCCGUGAUCGACGACAACCUUAUUCGAACAGGCUUCAUCGUAGCCGGCGUUAUCAACAUCGCGGGUGCCCUGGGCACGUCGAUGGCGUUCACCAACCCGGAGCUUGGACAGGCCGAUCCCACGGCGAUGUCCAACUUCGGGCUGCUGGGCAUUAUCCUGUGGGGCCUGGCAUACAUCGCCACGGCAAACCACUGGCGCCAGGUGAAGUGGCUCGCAGCUGUGUUCUCCCUCGAGAAGGCCCUGUACGCGGUCCACUGGGCCAUGUGGAUCCAAGGCAAUCAGGAUACGGUUAAGUCCCUCUUUGAACGCGAUUUCAUGAGCGGCCUGUUCUUCAGCAUCUAUGGCCCAACCGAUCUGCUGUUUGCGAUCUUCUUCGCCUACGUCUUCGAAACCGGCCUGGCUCGCAGACGCAGGUUGGGUUCGACCAGCCUACUGUCCCUAUGUCCGUGUUUUUCCCUGGGUUACGUGGAGAUUGGCCGGCGCCGGGCCUCGUUGACGGAUCAUUUUUGUACCUUUAAACUCGCCGCGAGCGCUUUGGCGGCAAAAUGUCGCCAGGGGCGCCCCACUCGUAGUUUUCAGCCACCUUUCGCACGGAAUGUACGCAUGGCGAUUUCCACCUCGGGCAUCGAACAGCUUUCGAUCAACACGAUUCGCACCCUGUCGAUGGACGCCGUUCAGGCAGCCAACAGCGGCCACCCUGGCACCCCCAUGGCGCUGGCCCCCGUGGCCUACACCCUGUGGACAAAAGAGCUGAACUACGAUCCCAAACACCCGCACUGGCCCGGCCGCGAUCGCUUCGUGCUCUCCUGCGGGCACGCCUCGAUGCUGCUGUAUGCCACGCUCCACCUGGCCGGCGUGAGCAAAGACGACGGGUCGAAAGAACUCGCGAUCACGCUGGAAGACAUUCGCAACUUCCGCCAAUGGGGAAGCCCCUGUGCCGGGCACCCCGAGCAUGGGCACGCCGCGGGCAUCGAAACCACCACCGGUCCCCUGGGCCAAGGCGUAAGCAACAGCGUGGGCAUGGCCAUCGCCGCCAAGUGGUACGCCGAGCACUUCAACAAGCCCGGGUUCGAGCUGUUCGACUACAACGUGUAUGCCGUGUGCAGCGACGGCGACUUGAUGGAGGGCAUCAGCAACGAAGCCGCUUCACUGGCCGGGCACUUGAAGCUGUCGAACCUGUGCUGGAUUUACGACGACAACAAAAUCACGAUCGAAGGCGGCACCUCGUUGGCCUUCAGUGAAAACGUGCCGGGGCGUUUCGAGGCUCUAGGUUGGCACGUCAUCGAAGUGGAAGACGCCAACGAUGUGAGCGCGAUUGAAAAUGCCCUCUCGCAAUUCGGCGAUGUGGACGACCGGCCCACGCUGAUUGUGGUGCACAGCAAGAUCGCCUGGGGAUCGCCCAACAAGCAAGGCACCAGCAAAGCCCACGGAUCUCCUUUGGGAGACGACGAAAUCCGCCUGACCAAAGCCGCCUAUGGUUGGCCCGAGGAUGAGAAGUUCCUAGUGCCCGAGGGCGUUCGUGAGAACUUCGAAGAACAACUCGGUCGACGCGGGGCCGAAAGCUACGCCGAAUGGACCGAGAAGUUUGCCGAGUACAAAAAGGCCUUUCCCGAGUUGGCCGCACGUUGGGAGCAAAUGCAAAGUGGUGAGCUGCCCAAGGGUUGGGACGCCGACAUUCCGACAUUCGAUGCCGACGCCAAGGGGCUGGCCAGCCGGGUCUCCUCAGGUAAGGUGCUCAACGCGGUGGCCAAGAACGUGCCGUGGCUCUUGGGCGGAUCGGCCGACCUCGCCCCUUCGACCAUGACACUGUUGGACUUCGACGGUGCGGGCCCAUUCGAGGCCGGCAGCUACGGGGGUCGCAACUUCCACUUCGGCAUUCGCGAACAUGCGAUGGCCGCCGUGAUCAACGGAAUGGCCCUCUCGGGAUUGCGACCGUACGGCGCAACGUUCUUAGUCUUCAGCGACUACGCCCGUGGGGCGUUGCGGCUCAGUGCGAUCAUGGAAGUUCCGGUGAUCUACGUGUUCACGCACGACUCAAUCGGCGUGGGCGAAGACGGACCAACGCAUCAGCCGAUCGAACACCUGGCCGCACUGCGGGCCAUCCCCGGCAUGAUCACCAUUCGCCCCGGCGAUGCCAACGAAGCGGCCGAACUGUGGCGCGAGGUGAUGUGUUGCACAAACCGUCCGGCGUCGUUCGUCCUCUCGCGACAGAAUCUGCCCACGCUCGAUCGCACGAAGUUCGCUGCGGCCGAAGGGGCCCGACGUGGGGCCUACGUGUUGGCCGAUCCUGAAAAGGGCCAACCGAAAGUGAUUCUGAUCGGCACCGGCAGCGAGCUUUCGACCUGCGUUGAGGCCUACGAGCAACUUACCAAAGAGGGGAUUCCCGCCCGCGUGGUGAGCAUGCCUUCGUGGGAGUUGUUCGAAGACCAGGACGAAGCCUACCGCAACAGCGUCUUCCCGCCGGAAAUCACGGCCCGGGUUGCCCUGGAGGCCGGCUGCGAUCAGGGGUGGGCCAAGUACCUAGGCUCACAAGGACGCUUCAUCGGCAUGAAAGGCUUCGGAGCCUCCGCUCCAUUCGCCGAACUCCUCAAGCAAUUCGGCCUCACCGCCGAGAACAUGGUGAAGACCGCCAAGUCGCUGAUCAAGUAG